AUGGCCCUUGAAGCCCUUUCUUCAAACGAGCUCUUGGACCUCAUCAUGUACGGUUCGAACAUGGGCCCAUUUAACAGCGGGCCCUCCGUGGACCCACAGCCGAAAACCACCGCUGCCCCAGAGCUGCCGGCCGGCUGGAGAAAGCGGCGGCGGCGGGCGAGGCCGUGCAAGAACAAAGAAGAGGUGGAGACGCAAAGAAUGACGCACAUUGCAAAGAAUGAAAACUACUACAGAUGCAGUACAUCCAAAGGCUGCGCUGCCCGAAAACAGGUGGAGCGCAGCCCAAACGACCCAGGAAUCUUCCUCGUCUCCUACACCGGCGAACACACCCACCCACGGCCGUCUCACCGGAGCUCCCUGGCUGGAAGCACCCGCAGCAAGCUCUCGUCUCCGCCUUCCGCCGUCGGGAAAGGCGACUACCGGCUCCUACGCGGCUGCGGCGGCGGCCACCAGCACAAGGGACUGGUGAAUAUCUCCUCAUCUUCCUCGUCUCAGGCGGGCUUCUCGCCGGCCGAUCUGGUGAAUGAUGACGUGGCCGAGAAGAAGGAGGCUGCCGCCGCCGGGGAUGACGUGGAUAUUUUUAUGACGAGCCCGUUGUGCGCGAACGACGACGAUGUGUUCAGAGGGUUUCGUGAUUCGGACGACCACUCUAGCCGCGGCGGUGUUGGCAGUGGGGAUCCGUUUUCCGGCGGUUUGCUGACGUCUCCGCCGUGGACGCCGACGAGCUCGGCCAACUUUCACAGCGGCGGCUUGUGA
Striga hermonthica is the source of this 756-nucleotide messenger RNA. The record is from the annotation of a GenBank genome assembly. Lineage: Eukaryota; Viridiplantae; Streptophyta; Magnoliopsida; Lamiales; Orobanchaceae.